Molecule: messenger RNA, 4686 nt
Organism: Filobasidium floriforme
Lineage: Eukaryota; Fungi; Basidiomycota; Tremellomycetes; Filobasidiales; Filobasidiaceae
Exons: 5
Coding region: 265-4518 (1417 amino acids)
Biological process (GO): regulation of transcription by RNA polymerase II
Cellular component (GO): mediator complex
Molecular function (GO): transcription coregulator activity
Source: RefSeq, a predicted model, not a curated record
CGUCAACGUCGUCGUGCCCAUCGGAUCAUUCACUUCCAUAUUCCAAACCUCUUCCAAUGUCAAGCGAUACACUCUACACUCGUUCAGGUCGGGUAACAUCUUGAUCGGAUGAUUCGAUCGGGUCACGGUAUCAACCUCGCAUACACACGGAAUAUGGCCACCGUCAUCACCACACAACGGCAAACAAGCAACGAUAAAUUGGCCUGCACCGAUACCUGAUACGAUACAGCGAUAUACACCCAUUCUUUCAACCCUUUCUUUGUAAUGACGACCAUACCCAAGCCCACACCCGUACCGAUGUCCAUACCGCCCGUAUCUCCGGGAACACGCUCGUUAUCCUUCCAAGGGGCUUCAACGAUUGUACAUUAUAGGAGGCUCAUCUUCAAUCCAGACGUCCUAGUAAACAUACUCGGAAUUGAAGGGAGGGUCGCAGGAAACGGAGGUCGGUCAGGUAAAGGAAAAGCAAGAGCCGAACCAGGUGCGAGUCCGUCUUCAAGGGAGCGAAAUGAACGGACGAUCGAGAGACUGGACGGGGUGGUCAAAUCCACUUGGAAACGAGGUCAAUCGCCGGAUCUCGUUGGAAUUCUAGAGCAGAAUCAUGAAGCUGAGGGACAGGAUCAGGCGAGCAUCGUCUAUUGGGUGUUUGGGCUCAGCGAGGAUGGGCUAAUGAGAGUAGACGAUGACCUGUGUCUGGAGGAUCCUACGGCUCUAUCAGGGUCUUUCGACCUCCAAACCCUCACCACAUGUAUGCACGGUUCCUCCCGACCUCAAUGUAGCCUCUGUGGACCCCUCGGCCGAACCUCUGAUUGUGCAAGACAACCUGGACAAGGAACGCGGCCUUCAGAGAUCUUUGUCGGGCUGGGUGCAAGCACGAACACAAACGCCACCAUGACCCAGGGGAUAGGGGCAGAAGCAGUAGGAUUCGGCAAGAUCUGGGAAUGCCUGGGGAACGCUUUGGUGGAUUAUUAUGCUUGGAAGGAAGGCUGGAUGGUAGAGCGAUUAGCAAGGCUAAGCAGGGGGAAAGGAAAAAGCGACCAAAGUCAAGGUCCGACGAUGUCGGUGCUAGGGAGAGAGCACCAGACGGGGUUGGACCUUGAAAUUUAUCUCUCAACCAGGGAAUGGGAGGAAUCGCCGGAUGCUCUGGGAACGAUCGUAGGCGGAUCACAGUCACAAUGGGAUCGAUCGGAAGAAGCGGAGGUGGGAAGGACGUAUCGGUUAUGGCCUGCCGACGAACGGGCCAGGUGUAUCAGACGAAUCGAGCUGGAUCAAGUCGAGCUGGAGACGGUCCUGGCAAGGAUAGCCGAACAGGUCGGUAUGAAGACGGCUGAACGAUUGAGGGAGGAGGAGGAUUGGACGUUGCUGUGGAUCAGGGACGAUCCGCCGCGAGCGAGGGAUUUGGGAGGGACGAGUGGCACGGAUGCGGGUACUGAAAUGGGCCGAACGGGAGAGAUGGGGUGGUAUUCUAUCUGGCCAAGGAGCUGGUUGGUCGAUCCGUAUGAUCCGGCAAUGAUCACCUCACGGAGAUCAUCGCACGCAAACGGGAGUGGCCUGGGCGACAACUGGACGACCGGGCCUGUCAGACCAGCAGAAAGCAUCGCCAAGUUCCUGACGGCACUUCGCUCAGACAAGUCCGUCCAACCGCCGCAAGAGGCGCAGGUUACGGAUUUUGACAUCUUAAACGACGAUCUCGGCCCGAAAGAUGGUCUGCGCUCGCUCUUUGACACGCAAUCUUGGUUGGAUUAUGACCCGGUCUUAGACAUGGCUUCUGACAUGGCAGACACCCCGGUCGAACUCGGCGCUCCCACGCCAAUGGGCAGGACAGAGACGGACCAACACGCCGCCCCGAUCAACCACGAUUCGGUCGACGCCAUCUCGUCCAAAAUCCUUUCGCCCACUGCCAAUCCGACACCGGCUGCUCAGAGAGAUUGGGACAUGAUGAACACGGCGUACGAGAUGACACGGGACGAGGAUGUCAUCACGGAGAACGAUUUCAACUUUUUCGAUGCGCCGCAUACCAGCAUGUUUGACGCAUUCGAUGACAGCGCCAAGGAUAACGACAUGGGUUUUGGUAGCAAUGACGUCCAGGCAAAAGACACUCUGAUUCCACCGGGAUUUGGCGGAAAGGAGCAGUGGGCCGAGGCAGCAACGGAGAUGGAUCCCGAGCCUGCACCGCCGUAUAUUUACGAGGUGGCCGGAACAGCUUUUGAGGCUCAAAUUCAUCAAAAUGAUGUGAUGCCACACCUUGUCUCUAAUGUGCCUCCAAGCGAGGCCAUGGACCAUGAAGACGAAUCCGACGAUCUUUUCGGUGAGAAAGAGGACGAAUCGGAUGAGCAUACCUCGCCUGAAGAGGAGGACCGGGAGAUAUUGGAGAUGCCAGCUUUAAAUCAGGAAAGCGAUGCCAAUAUGCAAUCCGAUACGCCUCUAUACCGCAGCCCGCUAAACACCACUCAGCAUACUGAAAUCUCUCUCAUUCCUCCUGAGUUGGAAAUGGAGGAUCUACAAGGAUUCCCUACCACAAGACGUCUUCGCGGUCUGACUGACGCUCGGUAUACAAUCGAGGACACAGGUCACAGAUACGUGCCUACAGAAAAUCGUCCUUUGAAAUGGAUCACAGCGAAGCAAUAUCCGUCGUUGCGGGGAUCGAAACGUCUUUCGACCCACCUUGCCAAGAUCUACGGGGAUGGCUUAAUCAAGGACCGUAAAGGUCAUCGAGCGAGACUUCGAAAGGCCUUUGAAGCGCGCCGACGCCUAGUACCAUACCGUGUGCAAGACUGUCCCGUCGAAAGUGACGAGUCGUCAGAGGACGAAUCUCCCGUGCAGGGUCCAGAUGAAAGUUGGGUGCGGUACCCGGUCGAUACGGAAAGCGUACAGACCAAGCGGACUCUGGAUGGACCUGUCCGCACUACGGAGAGGUUCGACCUUGCAGGGUGUACCUGGACGUGCCCGGACAUGCUACCGUUCGGAGCGCAUCAGCGUCUCUCUCCUAUUUCGCCGCUUGACCCACAUCCUCUCAAGGAAUCUCUACCUACCACCAAGAUCGAGAUGGCGCCAGCAAGCAAUCACGCCCAUUCUACCAAGCAAGCCUUUAGAGAAUGGCUGGUAUCCCUGAUCGUGGAAGAUUCCGCCCUGCGAGAUUGUCUUCUUGGAAUGACCCGUUCACAGGAGCGACUACCACGAAGCCAGGAACCCGGCGAUGUCCGGAUUCGCCUUGGUCACUGCGGGCGAUCGACCGUUAUGGACGGCAACUCGAUCCGAUUCUGGAGACAGUUAGGACUCACCCCGCUGUCCGGUCAGAAGGACAUGAGCACAUUCGUGCUCUUCGACUCGCUACAUACGACUCGGGCGGAAGCGGUUGGGUGGCACACGGAGCUGAACCAAAUCUAUACAGCUCAAGGAUUCGGUCGUUCAGUGAAGAUGGACGAAUCGCUUUUUGACUCGACCCUGGAUCUGCGCUGGCAGAAUCUGCAAGCAACUCUCGACAUGAUACGUCGGAGACGACUUCAGCUGACUCCGACGGUCAUUAUUGUGCUUCUCCGGGACGAAUUCAGCACCGACGUCAAUAUUUUGCAAGACCUUUACGACCACUACGCCGCCAUAUACCCGGCAACGACGGCGGCCACGAUUAUAUUACAACCUGCCUUCCUGGACCGCGGGCACGACUCUUUAUCAAAGGACCGACUAGCAUCUUGUAUAUAUCACCGGAUCCCCACCUCGUAUACCUUGCCAUUCGAAACUGUAACGACAUCAUCGACUGUAUCUUCAUACGCCCCAGCAUUCACUCUCUGUUCAGCGAAAGAGACACCCGCUGCCCGCUUUGCCGUCCAAUGGCCAGGACCCACCACGAACCCUUACGAUACCGGUCGCAUGAUUCAUGUCGGCUAUACGUUGACUCCUUCGAACGCGCUCAUCGCCAUAUGUAUGGACGAAUAUGGGGAAUGGUGGACCUUUGAACACAUCCAGGUUGGAACUGGCUCUCAAGCGCUGUACCAAGGCAUCGAAAAGCUUUGGAGGCGCAUUCGAGCUUAUGCUGCCAAUGCCACCAUAGAGUGGCGCUUCAUCAUCGCUCGACUCGACCAGUGUCGUCAUGAAGAAUUUCGAUGUUGGCUAUCCAUAAUCGAAAGGACGCCUUCAGCUCGUCCGGCGCAAUUCGCGUUGGUACAGCUCGUUAAGGAUAGCAUUCAAUGCAAGGCAAUGCGAGACGUUUCCGUUCAGCGGGUAUUUUGUGCUCCUCAUGACCCCUCCACAACGGCACCUACGGUUGCUGCCAUCUCCUCAGGCUCCUUUCUUCUCUGCGAUGAUACGGAGCGUCAACAAUCGCCGGAAGUGCAGCUACUGCUUGCAUCGACUACUGCACAAAGCACAGUCUGCCAGACCGACAAGGAACUUUUGGAGGACAUAAAAUCCAGCUAUCAAAAGCUGCGCAGACUGGGCAAUCUGCGCUGGGCAUUUUUGUCCGAUCACAGCUUUCCUGCUCAUAUCCAGGCUCUCAGCACGUAUCUCGACCUCAAUUUGGUCUGAAACCGUUUGAUCUUGCUAGUUACUGUAUGCCGAUCUCUUUUGCAUAAUCCGAUCUAUAAUGACUUGUACUGUGUCGCAAUGUACAGAAACACAUUCAACAAUUGAUAGUUUGGGCGGCUUAGCUUUUGCAAUGAUAAAUGCGGCGGGGAUGCCACGUUGUUGCUUGGG